Molecule: messenger RNA, 1491 nt
Organism: Hordeum vulgare subsp. vulgare (domesticated barley)
Lineage: Eukaryota; Viridiplantae; Streptophyta; Magnoliopsida; Poales; Poaceae
Product: kinetochore protein SPC25 homolog
Exons: 8
Coding region: 179-1147 (322 amino acids)
Biological process (GO): chromosome segregation
Cellular component (GO): Ndc80 complex
Source: RefSeq, a predicted model, not a curated record
AGUGUAGGGAAAAAACAAUCACAAAAUUGGGAACGAGCCGAGAGGCCAAAUUUUGAACCGAGUCCGUUCCUCUCCGACCCCCCGACCUCACCGCCGGCAGCAUUAGAUCAGCCUGCGCGUCCGGCUCCGGUGUCCCCCGCCACAGAUACGCUCGUAUCCGAAGCCGGCGACGGAGGCCAUGGAAGGGGACCGCGCGGGAGGACCCGCGGCCGCGGAUCUGAGCCGGGACAUGGCGGCGGCGAGGGCGGCGUGCGAGCGGCGGAUCGCGCAGGGCCGCGAGCGCAUCGCGGCGGCCGCGUCCGCCUUCCGCGGGGACAUCCUCUCCGCCCGCUCGCUCGCCAGCGGCAGCGUCGCGCACCGAGACAAACUCGACAGCCUAAAGGAUCAGCUCAGGGUGCUCCAGGCAGCUCUGGCAGAGGCUCUCUCCACCCAACUGAAGAAAGAAUCAGAAUGUGAGCUAACCAGGGAAUCCAUCUCGAACGCCACUGCAACCAACGAGCAGCUCAGGAGCCUGGUCGUGGAACAGAGGGCUAGGAGAGAUGAGUUUGCAAAAGUCAUAGCACAUCAGCGUGAAGCUAUCGAAGCUCUUGAAGCUAAUGUUGACGUGGUGGGAAAAAAGAACCUGGACGAAGCUAUCAUGUGGUACAAUAAAUUUCUUGGUUUUCGAGUUAUUGCAGGGGAAGGGGUUACAUUUGUCUUCAAUAAAGUUGACAAGCAAAGACCUGAUGAUGAGUAUUCGUUUUGCAUAAAAGUAAAUAACGACGAGUACAGCUUAAUUCAGUGUACUCCAUUAAUAAAAGACACUGAAGAAUUGGUGAAGGAUUUGAACCGCACUAACGAUCUCUCCAAGUUCGUUAAAAUCAUGAGAGCAAGAUUCCAAGCGGCUGCAAUCAAAGGGGUUCAUCCUGCAACUUCAUUGUGCUCAGACACAUCAUCCACAACAAUGUCAUCACCACCGGUCACAUCAGUUGAUACCACAAGUGAAGGCACCACCAAUCAAAGCCAUUCCCGAAGCCGUUUCAAGAAUCAAGAUAUGUGUGCAGAGAGAGGGGCCCCUCCCCGAUCAAUCGCAUCUCCCCUUAUGUCGGGAUCUAGCACGCGUCGCUCCCCACGCCUUGCGGCUGCUGCUACAGGGAGUAUACAUUAAGCAAUAGACGAAAAUCCACUUGGGUGGCACCAUGUGAUGCGGUUUGGUUGUGUCACAGUUUAGACGGCCCUCAUCGAGCAAAUUCUGAGUUAGACAAACUGAACAUGAACGAAAAUAAGCAGUGGGCAGUGUACUUGGUAGACAAAGAGAGUUCCAUCUCGAACUCGUCAUCCAUCUGUAGCUUCUGUUCCCCUCAACCUGACCUCAGUGCUUCAUAUUAAUCUGUACUGUAGAGUGAAGCAUCUAGCGUUGCAGUUGUAGGCAGCUUGGAUUUGGUCCUUGCCAUGCCAUUGUGGGUGAUGUAUAAUACUCCUAUAUUGUAAUUUUAUCAAGUGUUAGCAGUA